AUGAGACUCACUAGUUCGCGAGCUUAUUAUCGACCGUCGCCACCAAAAAUGCCUCCAGGUUUAGUGGAGUUAAUGGAAGGAUUAACAAAAGAGGUGCUUAAACGCAAUCCGAGCGACAUUUAUGGAUUCUGUGCCGGCCAUAUGCAACAACUAUUGGAUAAAAGAGAUGGCCCCUCUCCUAAAAAAGCAUUACCAUUAGAAGAAAAAAUCACGAGAGCCCAAGGAAAGGUAAGACAAAGGGCCGAAAAUCGAAGAAAAGAAUACGAUAAAAAUGUCGUCGUGCAGCAACAAAAUAACAAUGUAACGUCAUUAAAUGACAUUAAAACAAACUUAAAACUAGAGGAUUCCAGCAUUGUUUUUGAUAAAGACAAUGACGAAGUUGCACAAAAUAAUGACAAUACUCAAAUCCGUCAGGACCAGGUGUUAAAAUAUUCGAAUGAAAUGGAGAUUGCAAACGAAUCUAGAUGGACUGUUUCUAAACAAACAGAAGAUGUAGAUGACAACAAAGAUAAUAAACAAAAUUUUGUAAAUGUACAGGAGGUCGAAACUGUUCAUCCUCAAAUUUCUGAAGAAGGUCAGAGCGCCACUGGAACUGAAUCUAAUCAGCAAAAUGGAAGUACAAUUGUUAACGAUAUUUCUUCAAAUAUGAAACCUGACAUUGAAACUGUAAAUAAGAACUUGAUCGACAAAAAUAUCCUCCUGCUAUAUGAUACCUCUAAAUUGUUAAAUGUUACUAACCAAAUAAAUGAAAACCAGGAUGAGAACCUAAUUAAACAUGAAGGGCAGUCCGAAAUUUAUCAUCAGAAACUCGAGCCCGCAGAAACCGAAUCCAAGAAAAGUUUGUAUGUUUGUGGUGUGGAUAAUAUUCCGAACGAAAAUAGUAAAGGAGAAAAUAUUACAGAUUCGAAAGACUCUAAACAGCCAGUUGAUAUACCAGUUGGAAUUGAGAAAAACCUAUCAGAAUCCUUUAACGCCAAACAAGUGAAUAUAGAUAAUUUCAAUGAUAAUGAAAAAGUUACAAUUAAAGACACACAACUACCAACUGACUUGAUAGAUAUGUACUUUUCUACUAGUCCCCACCACACUGAUGACAAUGUGAGACAACAUCAACAUACUAAAGAUGUUCAACUAUCCACUCCUGUUGACGAUGUACAGAAGUUAAAUGAUGCUACAGAUUCUUUUACUCAUAGUGAUGUUUUGAGAACAGACCAUCAUGACGAUGUAGAAGUGGAUAACGUCGAUGAUCCUCCAAAAAAUAAUUCUAAAAUCCUUCGAGAGUUAAUUGAAAAGGACAUCAUAGGGAAAUGUGAUGAUGUCAAAGGGUUGAAUAAUACUACAAACAGUGAUGAGAUCCAUGACCAGCAUAAGCAAAUUGCAAACAUUUUUGUGGGAGUAAAUAAUACUAUAGAGAAAAUGCAAACACCUCAAAUGGGUUUGCUAGAAACAGGUGUUGACAGCGAUAUCCAAACACUGGUGACUGAGAAUUCAGUGAAUGACACCUAUGAAAUAAAUGAUGUAGGUGGUACUUUACAACUUAAAAGAAUUACUUCGUUUGACGAUAUGGAUCAAGAAAAUGAGAAAAAUUCUAACUUAGAGCAAACUUCGGCCGAGAAUGUUUGUGAUCAUACCAAACAUUGUGAUAACGUUACCGUAUCUCCCAAAAAAGUAGCUGAUGUCAUGCGUGACAAUGAAUCAAAGAACGACGACACCAGUCAAGACAAAACAUCGACGAAAAUAUAUGAAAAUAAUCAAAAUGAGAAUCAAGGAACAAACAUGGACUUGGAAACUGCUGCCAUUACAAUUCAAAAGGUCUUUAGAAACUUUCUUUUUAAAAGUAGAGGUUCUACUUUCGAGGACACGGCUAAUGAUGAAGGUAACUUUAUGGAUGAAGAUAAUAAAAAUAAGGAAGAAUGUAAUUUUUCAAUGACAAAUUCGUUAAGCACAGAUAGAAGGGCACAUGGUAUUACUAGAAUGGAUACCGUGUUACAAACAGUUAAUGAAGAAAAGUCACUUUCGUUGUCAACUGACGAUUCUUCCACAUUGUCUAGUGCAGCUACUAUAAUUCAAGCUCAUGUUAGGGGAUUCUUAGCAAGGAAUAAAUUGAAUUCUAAUAAAACUGUAUCUUCUACAUCUGUAGCUGCUAGUAAUUCAAAUGAACCCUCCUACACCUCAAUAGAAGCUGGGAGUGAUCAAAGUAAGAAUAAGAACGUUCUAAACAUUCACAUUGUACCUGAAGGAGAAAACUAUUUAAGCAGAGAUGAAAGUUUAAUUACGUCAAUGGACUUGUCUUUAGAUAGCCCCCCUUCUUCCAUUAAUCUGCACCCUUUAGGUUACGACAAGAGUGAAAGAAGAAAGUUAAAACGGGAAGAUGCCAUACAAUCUAUUUCACCUCCAAGUAAUAAUAGUGGAAAAUUAAGUGAAGAUUUGGAUUCUGUAAAAGAAUUACCAGCAAGUGCUCAUGACUUAGCUUCUCAUCUGGUAGAUGACAUUAAUAAAGAAAAUAACAAAAGUAUACCAAUAGAGAAAGCUUUAACGGCCACUGACACAAAAAUAAAUGAAACUAUUGAAACUAGUGAUUAUAAAACUCUACAUCCACAAAGAUUUUCGAGCAAAAAAGAAUCUUUAACAAAAAUUAAUUUUGAUGAAACUGAUGUUGUAACACCGUUUGUCUCCAAUGAGGAUUUGACAAGUUUAAAGUUAACGCAUUCAGGGGAGUUUCAUGACGCUGUACUUCCAACUAGGGUGUCACGCAGUGACACUUCAGUCGUCAGUGAAUUCAAGAAUGUACUGGUGUAUUUUUUGCUUUGGAAUCAUUCAUAA
Molecule: messenger RNA, 2820 nt
Organism: Arctia plantaginis
Lineage: Eukaryota; Metazoa; Arthropoda; Insecta; Lepidoptera; Erebidae
Source: the annotation of a GenBank genome assembly